AAUACUCUCAACUUUCCCCUCAAGAUAUUUUUAAUAAGCAGCCGUGAGCAGCUACGUCACGAUGGUCAAAACGCUCCCAUUCGGCGACAUCGAGGUCCCGGUCCCUGGUUUUGGGGCAAUGGGAUUUAACCAUGGCCUCGGAGCAAACUUCACCUUGGAACAAGCUGAGCCAGUUCUGCUCAAAGCCAUUGAGCUUGGGUGCACAUUCUGGGACACCGCAGCUGGAUACGGGGCCGGAGUCAACGAGAAACUCCUUGGGGACUUCAUCCGCAAGCACAAUGUUCGCGACAAGAUCUUCAUUGCAUCCAAGUGCGGUAUCGUUGUGCCCAAGGGCGGUAUCGACAUGCGCACUCUACAGAUGACCGUUACCAACAAGCCUUCGCACAUCAGAGAAUACAUCGAAGACACUAUUGAGAGGCUUGGGUUCACCCCUGAUCUGUACUACCUCCAUCGCAUUGAUCCGGACACGCCUCUCGAAGAGUCGAUUCCUGUUCUCGACGAGCUGCGAAGGGGGGGCAAGACGAAAUACAUUGGGCUCUCGGAAUGCUCGGCCGCGACUUUGCGCAAAGCACACUCCAUCGCCAAAAUUGACGCCGUCCAGGCCGAGUACUCGGCUUUCGAGACGCUGCAUGAGUCCAACGGCCUGAUCGACACUGCUAGAGAACUCGGCGUGGCCUACGUGGCUUACGGUCCGGUGGGACACGGCUGGCUGGUGGAGGACUUUGUGUACAACAGCCCCGACGACUUUGGUCCCAACGACGCUCGCCGCCACAUCCCCAAGUUCCAAGGCGAGAACUUCUACAACAACCUCGCCAUCACCCGCGAGAUACGGAAGCUGGCGGCCAAAAAGGGCUGCACCACCACGCAGGUCGCCCUCGCCUGGGUCGCCGCCCAGGGCUUCAUCGCCAUCCCGGGAACGACCAAGACCCACCGGCUCGAGGAGAACUGGGCAGCGCGUGAAGUGGAGUUGACCGAAGACGAGAUGGCCGAGAUGCGCCGCAUCGUCGAGGAGGUCAAGCCACAGGGGGAUCGGUAUCCCGCGGUGAUCCAGAAAAUGUCAGGCCAUUGAUGGAAGAAUGGGCAGUAGGUCAAUCUUGAGUAGUGGGACAAAAACGACUUGUCGUGUAAGUCCAGAGUUGCUUCCUGGUUCUAGGCAAUGUGCAGGGCUGAGGCCUGAACGAUUAACCUGUCAAAUUAACAGUGUUAAUGGGUGUUAGUUAGCUUUCAUUUUCCUACCUGGGAUUUCCACAGACCAUGGGAUAUUCCGCAAUAUUUAGCUUCUUAUAGUUUCGUAAGUCCAAGGCCACUGAAGCCCUCACUCAC
This is a messenger RNA of Chaetomium fimeti, 1323 nucleotides long. RefSeq names its product NADP-dependent oxidoreductase domain-containing protein. The coding region runs from base 62 to 1069 and encodes 335 amino acids. The transcript has 6 exons. The record is from RefSeq and is a predicted model, not a curated record. Gene Ontology annotation, cellular component: cytoplasm. Lineage: Eukaryota; Fungi; Ascomycota; Sordariomycetes; Sordariales; Chaetomiaceae.